AUGUGGAGGUCAUCAAUUUCCGUCUACCAGGUUUUGGAGCCGGCAAUCUUCCAAAGCAACCGGUGCCUGGGCUGCCAACUCCGCAGCACCAGAACCCUUUCGAACCUCCGCUCUAUACGCCAAUACGCCACGACCAACAGCACGAAACCCUCGAGCGAUGCUAGCAAUGCUGAAUUCAAGAUCUCUCCUCGUCCACAAAGGGAGGCACAACCCCUUCGACGCUCCGUUCCUUUCCAACAGAACCCGACCCCAACCCCCAAACCAUCUUCCAAACCAGGCGACCUGGACUUCGUACCCCCAGUAUUGAGUCGUCCGAUCGGCGCAGCAGCCCCCCCAGAAGUGGGAGAGAAUACAGGUGUCGAUUCUCGUACAAUUAAGGAACGACGCGAUGACUUUGUCGACUACGAUAAGCAUAUCGCGCGCCGGAAGGAACUAACUCGACUAGUCGCAAAGCCCUACUUCCGCGAAUGGUCAAACUUGCAAUACCACAAGGGUAAAACCUUCAUCUCGAACCCACGACUCUUCCGCGCCGACAAGGCUCUUUACUUCCCCAACCUCCACGGCAUAACUCUCGCCUCUCCAAAAGAUCCUCAAGAUACUACAGCUAUCUUCCGAGGCAAAGUUAGCGUCGUGAACCUCUUCUGCAGUCUAUGGGGUGAGGAGCAAACAACUACAUUCACCGGCAAUUUCUCAGGCGAAGACAGGAAUCCGGCGCUGAAGGAACUGCUUGCGAAUAAUUCUAAGUAUGCGCAAAGAGUCGAUCUCAAUCUCGAGGAAAAUCGCAUGAAGGCAUGGCUAGUAAAGCGGUUUUUGGGUGGCGUGCGCAAGAAGUUCCCAGUCGAGCAGCACCCGCGCUAUUUUUUGAUUGAGAAGGGAUUUGACGAGUCCUUGAAGGAGGCGGUUGGUAUGGUGAAUAAAUUCGUGGGAUACGUUUAUCUUGUUGAUGCCGAUUGUCGAAUUCGGUGGGCAGGUAGUGGGCCCGCUCACCCCGACGAGGUGGAGGCCAUGCAUAUUGCGUUGGAAAAGUUGAUUGCCGAGCAAAAGGCUGCUGUUGAGUUGCAGUCAUCGGCUCGUCGUUAA
Penicillium longicatenatum is the source of this 1080-nucleotide messenger RNA. Its product is annotated as mitochondrial ATPase complex subunit ATP10. Gene Ontology annotation, cellular component: mitochondrial inner membrane. NCBI's taxonomy places the organism in Eukaryota, Fungi, Ascomycota, Eurotiomycetes, Eurotiales, Aspergillaceae. The record is from RefSeq and is a predicted model, not a curated record. Gene Ontology annotation, biological process: mitochondrial proton-transporting ATP synthase complex assembly. The transcript has 2 exons. Bases 1 to 1080 code for a protein of 359 amino acids.